Penicillium mononematosum is the source of this 1623-nucleotide messenger RNA. Its product is annotated as glycoside hydrolase family 71 protein. Gene Ontology annotation, biological process: mating projection tip cell wall disassembly. Gene Ontology annotation, molecular function: glucan endo-1,3-alpha-glucosidase activity. Lineage: Eukaryota; Fungi; Ascomycota; Eurotiomycetes; Eurotiales; Aspergillaceae. The record is from RefSeq and is a predicted model, not a curated record. The transcript is spliced from 2 exons. The coding region runs from base 1 to 1623 and encodes 540 amino acids.
AUGGUAUACAACUCGGAAAACUUCACAGUAUAUGACUGGGAAGUCAACAUUGCAGAAGCACAAAAGGCCCACAUCGACGCCUUUGCCCUAAACAUCGCAUACAACUUCCCAACCAACAACCGCUCUCUAGCAAACGCAUUCACCGCCGCAAACGCCCUAAACUUCCAACUCCUCUUCUCAUUCGACUACGUAGGCAACGGCGCCUGGCCAGAAGGCGAGGUGAUCGGCCUACUCCGAAAAUACGCAAACAACCCAGCCUACUACCACCACAACGGCAAACCCUUCGUCUCAACCUUCGAAGGCUCCUCCAACGCCACAGACUGGGCCACAAUCAAAAAGUACGUAGACUGCUUCUUCGUACCGGGCUGGUCCGCCCUAGGCGCAAAGGAAGCACUCGCCGUCGCCCCAGGCGUUCCAGACGGACUAUUCUCCUGGGCCGCAUGGCCCGAAGGCCCAGCCCCGAUGGAAACCUACAUCGACUCAACGUACAUGCAGUGGCUCAAAGACACCGGCGAGCUGCCGUACAUGAUGCCCGUCUCGCCGUGGUUCUACACGAACCUGCCCGGCUACGGCAAGAACUGGAUCUGGAACGGCGAUAACCUGUGGUACGACCGGUGGCAGCAAGUGAUAGCGCUGAAGCCGGACUUUGUGGAGAUCAUCUCGUGGAACGACUACGGCGAAUCGCACUACAUCGGCCCGCUGCAUGAGGGUGCGUAUGCGACUUUCGAGAUCGGAAAGGCUAGCUACAAUUACGCCACUGGACAUCCCCAUGAUGGCUGGCGCGAUUUCUUGCCUUUUAUCAUCGAUGUCUAUAAGGGUGCCAGGGCGAAUGUUACUACCGAGGGCGUUACUGCUUGGUUCCGUCAGGCACCUGGGACGGCUUGUAACAAUGGUGGCACUACGGGUAAUACAGAGACGCACGGGCAGGAGGAGUUCCCGCCUACGGAGGUCUUGAAGGAUGAGGUGUUCUACUCUGCGCUGCUGCGGUCUGCUGUGGAUGUGGAUGUGUCGGUUGAUAUUGGUGGCGUCGUGCGGGAGGGGAAAUGGAAGAAUAAACCACACGGUCCAGUGGGCCUUUACCGUGGCAGUGUGCCUUUCGACGGUAAUACUGGACAAGUUGUCGUGACGGUGUCUCGUCGGGGAAAGACCAUCGCUGAGAUGCGGGGUGCAUCGAUCUCGGACUCGUGUCUGGAUGAUAUCCAGAACUGGAAUGCCUGGGUUGGCACCGACUUUGCUAACAAGACAACUUCACGUCGUCCGCCGCCUUCGCCGACUUCGACUGCGGGUUCUGCGGCUUCGGCUCUUUUGGCGUUGGGAAGGAUUCCGUUUACGAUUAUCUUUGUGGCCCUACUUGCAAAUAUGGUGACUGCGACGGCGACGCCUGUUCAGCAUGAGAAAUCACUUUUGACUGUCCCGAUCUCGGAAGUUUCCCCAUCGGUCUAUAGUGCAGGUACCGACAAUGGCGAUCUUGGAAGCCUAUAUAGCCAUGGAACUACCUAUGGGUUAUAUCCAAUCAACGGCUAUACCUGUACCACGACAGCGGAUGCUCCAGUUACGCCUUUCGUCUCAACCGAUGCCACGGCUUUCGCAUAUGACGCAUCUUGGAAAUUGGACUGGUCUUGA